UUUCAAAAUACCUCCAAAACACACACAUAUAUACACACUUGAGACUGCUGUGAGUGAAAAAAAAGAGCUUGAAAUUAAAUUAAGCAGAUGGAGUGGUGGCGGUGGUUGCAUUGGGGGCUUGUGGUGGUCGUAAUGAUACAAGAAUGCGGCCGCGUUGAAGGAGGAGACGUCACAUACGAUGGAAGAUCUCUCAUCAUUGAUGGGCAGAGAAAAAUUUUGUUUUCCGGUUCAAUUCACUAUCCUCGUAGCACUCCUGAGAUGUGGCCAUCAUUGAUAGGCAAAGCCAAGGAAGGCGGAUUGGACGUAAUUCAAACCUAUGUGUUUUGGAACCUUCACGAGCCCCAACCUGGUCAGUAUGAGUUCAGUGGAAGUAAUGACCUGGUGCGAUUCAUUAAAGAAAUCAAGGCUCAAGGGCUCUAUGCUUGCCUCCGGAUUGGACCUUUCAUUGAGAGUGAAUGGACUUAUGGGGGAUUUCCAUUUUGGUUGCAUGAUAUCCCUGGCAUUGUUUUUCGAUCAGACAAUGAGCCGUUCAAGUUUUACAUGCAAAAUUUUACUACAAAAAUCGUGAAAUUGAUCAAGUCAGAGGGUUUAUAUGCUUCACAAGGAGGUCCAAUCAUACUGUCUCAGAUUGAGAAUGAAUAUCAAAACAUUGAAGCAGCAUUUCAUGAAAAAGGACCCUCCUAUGUUCGUUGGGCAGCUAAAAUGGCGGUGGAGCUCCAAACUGGUGUACCUUGGGUGAUGUGCAAGCAAAGUGAUGCUCCGGAUCCAGUCAUUAAUACGUGCAACGGGAUGAGAUGUGGAGAAACUUUUGGUGGACCCAACUCACCAAAUAAGCCUUCAUUAUGGACAGAGAACUGGACUUCUUUCUCCAGGCACCGUCAACUGUCCAGACUGGACUCUCCUCUCCAAGACUCCAACGCUGUAUAUGGUGGGGAGCCAUAUAUAAGGUCUGCUGAAGACAUUGCAUUUCACGUCGCACUUUUUAUUGCAAGAAACGGGAGCUAUGUAAAUUAUUACAUGUACCAUGGUGGAACAAAUUUUGGGAGAACAAGCUCUUCAUAUGUCAUAACAAGCUAUUAUGAUCAAGCUCCUCUUGAUGAAUAUGGACUAAUAAGGCAACCUAAGUGGGGACAUCUUAAGGAGUUGCAUGCUGCAAUUAAAUUCUGCUCAGCAACUCUACUGCAAGGAGUGCGAACAAACUUCUCUUUGGGUCAACAUCAAGAGGCCUAUAUGUUCCAAGAAGAGACCGGAGGGUGUGUGGCCAUUCUUAUAAAUAAUGAUGGACAAGAAGUUACUGUACAAUUUCAAAAUACAUCAGUUGAAUUGCUUCCAAAGUCGAUCAGUAUUCUAGCAGACUGUGAAAAUGUAAUUUUCAACACGGCAAAGGUGAAUACUGAGCAUAAUAGCAGAAUCGUAGAAGCUACCCAAAUGUUCGAUUCAACUGAUAGCUGGGAAGAAUUCAAAGACGAUAUCCCGAAUAUCGAAGAUACUUCACUGAAAUCCAAAACAUUCCUUGAGCAAAUGAAUACAACCAAAGAUAAAUCCGAUUAUCUUUGGCAUAGUCUCAGGUUUGAACACAAUUUGUCUUGCUCUAAGCCAGUACUUCAUAUUGAAUCUGCUGGGCAUGUUGCACAUGCUUUUUUGAACAAUAUCUAUACAGGAGCUGCACAUGGAAGUCAUAACGCCAAGGGCUUCACAAUGGAUAUUCCAAUCAUGUUGAAUGACGGGAUGAACAAUAUUUCUAUACUCAGUGCUUUGGUUGGGCUACCGGAUUCAGGACCUUUUCUCGAAAGCAAAUUCGCUGGCUUAACCAAAGUGGAAAUUCAAUGCAUUGAAAAGGAAUCAUACAAUUUUACAAACUAUGAAUGGGGAUAUCAGGUUGGACUACUUGGAGAGAAGUUACAAAUAUAUAGAGAAGAAAAUUUGGGUGCUGUUGUGUGGAGUAAAAAUGGAAUCUCAAUGAAUGGCACGCUUACUUGGUACAAGAAGUGCUGCCUCUCCGAACCAGGCUCGACAACUCAACAUAGUGAGACAAGAAGAAUAUAUCGUAAAUGGAUUAGUUAUAUAUUGGGUCAAAAUGAAUCGUCCUCAAUACCAUUUAUAAAUGUUCCCCAUGGUAUCUUUCAAUUCAGAAGAAAUAUAUUUUUCGAUUCACCUACGGGAGAUGACCCCGUCACCUUAAACCUUAGCACAAUGGGUAAAGGUGAAGCUUGGGUUAAUGGACGAAGCAUCGGUCGUUAUUGGGUCUCCUUCUUCGACUCUAAAGGCAAUCCAUCACAAACAAUGUAUCAUGUGCCCCGAUCGUUCCUUAACGCUUCUGGAAAUCUUUUAGUUUUGCUUGAAGAAGCUGGUGGAAACCCUCUUCAGAUUUCCUUGAACACCGUACGGGAGCAAGUAGCUUACUAUCACCUCCCCCGAUGAUUGCAUAGAGAAGAGAUAUACAAAAGUGGUAUAUAUUAUGAGAUUGAGGUAUACAACAACUUACUACAAAAAUCAUGAGAUUCUCGUCGGCUCUGGAUUAGUGUAUCGACAUUGCAAUGUAAUAAUAACAUGAAAUUUCGUAUUAAGUAAUAAAUCUUUGUCCUAUAUAUUAUUUUUAGAGAAA
Molecule: messenger RNA, 2605 nt
Organism: Alnus glutinosa
Lineage: Eukaryota; Viridiplantae; Streptophyta; Magnoliopsida; Fagales; Betulaceae
Product: beta-galactosidase 6
Exons: 20
Coding region: 88-2421 (777 amino acids)
Biological process (GO): carbohydrate metabolic process
Cellular component (GO): cell wall; vacuole
Molecular function (GO): beta-galactosidase activity
Source: RefSeq, a predicted model, not a curated record